This is a messenger RNA of Aspergillus wentii DTO 134E9, 809 nucleotides long. Its product is annotated as putative TOM core complex subunit Tom6. The transcript is spliced from 3 exons. The coding region runs from base 118 to 336 and encodes 72 amino acids. The record is from RefSeq and is a predicted model, not a curated record. Lineage: Eukaryota; Fungi; Ascomycota; Eurotiomycetes; Eurotiales; Aspergillaceae.
UCUCAUUCCGCCGGACUUUCAUCGUUAUUACAAACACCUUUGAUCUACUACAUUCCAGGCACGCCAUACUAAAGCUUUCUUUUUAGCCUUCUAUCACAUCUCCGAUAUCCUUUAAUCAUGCCUCCCAAGCAGCACGUCGUUGUUUCCGGCCGCCCCCAGAAGAGCUUUUGGAGCGUCGCAUACGACGAGUACAAGAACCCCGAGAACGCCACCAUUGUCAGAAGUAUGGUGGUCUUUGCCGCCGGUGUCGCUGUCCUCCACAGCAGCCUCGGUGAAAUCCUCCUUCCUCCGUAUGUAAAUGACUAUCCGUUAAACCCGUGGUCGGACUCGAUAUGACCUGAAAUCCUUGACACUACUUGGCGGAUAUCCAAAUCGUUGUCGAUGAAGAGGCACACGGAUACGACCUUCGAUAUAACCUUUACUCGAUUUUGAAUUAAUGGAUACAUGUAUUAUAUUUUGUUUGAAUGGGCAUGUGCGUCUUGGGCGGUCUUGUUGGACGAUCAUGGUCUAAGUUUAUGAAAAUCAAAUUUCAUAUGGCGUUUCAAUCGGCAUUUGUUCGAUAGACUAAAGAGUUUUAUUUGGAACUUGAAUUCUCAGAUUAAUGAUCUUUGGCUUGGGAUGUCUGGUUGGAUGUCUUCCAAAAGAGCCUGCCUUCUCCUUGAGGCAGCAUACUUGACUGGUUUGGCCCUGGCAUGCGUUAUAAGCCAAUGGCUUCUUGAUGAGUCCUUAGGGUGAUAUUCAACAAGAGUGAUGGCUAGAGCAACCUAUGAUUGACUGCUGGGACCGUCAACGUUGAAGCCGAUACUGCG